Molecule: messenger RNA, 750 nt
Organism: Sphenostylis stenocarpa
Lineage: Eukaryota; Viridiplantae; Streptophyta; Magnoliopsida; Fabales; Fabaceae
Source: the annotation of a GenBank genome assembly
AUGGCAACAAUGAGCAAAUCUCUGGACCAGGAAACCCUCCACCAAGAGUAUUUACUAUGCAAGUUCGUCCUUGAACAUCGGGAACCAAUCGAGGAUGCGCACGUUGGCCUAUUUUUGGCAGUCACUGUACCAUCUUUUGAGUCAGAAUCUCAUGCUUCCAGUUCCAGAAACAUCGUGGACUCUCUCAAAAAUAUCUUGGUCAUUUUGUACCAAUUUAUGUAUCCUUACGCAAUGUGUGGUCGAUCAAUCGCUGCAAUUUCCGCAUCUCUCAUUGCAGUAGAAAAACUAUCAGAUAUAUCUCCAUUGUUUUUUAUUGGUUUAUUACAGUUGGCCAAAAAUAUAGGCACUGAGACGUUUGUGUUCAAGAGGCCAGUCGUCUUCCCAAGAUCGUUGAUUGUUUCUAUCAUAUUCAUGACUUUCUACUCUCUUGGUUUAGCUUUAUCCAAGGAUAUACCUGACAUUGAAGGAGAUAAAAAAUUUGGUGUUGAUUCUUUCUCAGCACGUUUAGGCUCUAAAAAGGUAUUUUGGAUCUGUGUUGGCCUUUAUGAAAUGGCAUUUGGAGUUGCCAUUUUGGCAGGAGCAUCAUCUUCGUCUCCUUUUUGGAUUAAAAUUGUUACGGGUGUAGGAAAUUUGGUUCUUGCUUUGACUCUCUGGUAUCAGACAAAAUAUGUAGAUGUGACAAACCCAGCUUCCGCAAGAUCCUUCUAUUCAUUGAACUGGAAGAGUGACCUUGCUGCCACGAUCCACUAA